UCCCCCGGAGGGGGGGAGUGACAGCAGCGGCUCCUGCCCCAUGUGACUGGGGAGCGGCUGCCCCGUCCAUGGCUUGGCCUCCCCCGGGCAGCAGCAGCUCCGGCUCCCGGGGAGGAGGGGCAGGAGCUGCUGCUCCAUGGGGAGGAAGGGCAGCCCCCGAUCCCCCCAGUCGGAGGGGGGAUCCCGGGCCUCCUCCCCCUCCUCCCCGCUUUGGGCCUUACCCGAGGAGCUGCUGCUCCUCAUCUGCUCCUACCUGGACGCGCAGGCCUUGGGCCGCCUGGGCCAAGUCUGCCGCCGCCUGUGCUUCCUCAGUAGCCGCGAUCUCCUCUGGAGGCGCAUAGCCCGUGGCUGCCUCAACUCCGGCUUCACCCAGCUCGGCACCGACCUAGCGCCUGGCAUUCCAGUGAAGGAAAGGGUGAAAGUAUCUCAGAACUGGAGUCACGGACGGUGCCAGAGGGAGACAGUCCUGAAAUGGAAAUGCAAUUUGAUGCCCUGGAUAGAGCUGGAUGGCGAGUACCUCUACUUGUCUCAAGCAGAGAACAUCCAGGCCUACAGGCUCUGUCCCGAUGGUACAGGUUUGCAGCGUCACCCUCAAGCUAUCUUCUCUGGCCACCAGGAGGACGUAUGUCGUUUUGUUCUUGUCAACUCUCACAUCGUCAGUGGAGGGGGAGAUGGAAAUAUUGUCCUUCACAAGAUCCAUGGCUCCUACAGCAUCAAGUUUUCUGCACAUGAACAGGAGGUGAACUGUGUGGACUUCCAAGGUGGCCUCAUUGUCAGCGGCUCCCGGGACAGAACAGCGAAGGUUUGGUCCCUGUCCGCGGGCAGAGUUGGGCAGUGUCUACAUACAGUGCAGACAGAGGAUCGAGUCUGGUCCAUUGCUAUCAGCCCAUUGUUAAGCUCAUUUGUGACGGGGACAGCCUGCUGUGGACACACCUCACCUCUGAGAAUCUGGGACCUUGAGAGAAUGGCAGGUGGAGGAGAUCUGUGUGCUUGGAGGGGCAGGAAAGUGCCAGAGCUCAGAGAUGCCCAUCCAUGCUUCUCUCAUGGUGGAGCUGAGGACCCAUCUGCCCCAGCCAAACCCCACAGUUCUUGCUUCCAGUGCUCAGACUGCAAAUGUUUCAACAUCUCGACCUGCAUACAGGUGCAGAGUUGCUGCUGGGUUGGUUUGCAAGUAACCUUCCAAGGGUUAAUGUAUUGUGAGAAGGUUGCAAAGGGCUGAAGCCUGGAAUCCCCUCGAUCCUUUGCCUGAAGAAACACAAAGUCCAAUAAGCCAGCACCCCUGGAUUCGUGUUGGGGGGGAUUAAUUCAUGCACUUGAUGUUAAAGCUUGUCCGAGAGGUUUGCGGGGGGGGGGGCAUCGCUAGGGCUGGUUGGCCUCUCUAAAUGGUUGCUAGGGCCCUGGCAUCAAGGGCCAAUGUAGCUGCCCACAGCCACGGUCACGGAGGGAAUUACACAGCCACAAAGAAAUUGUUAUUCUACAUAAUCUGCUCUUUGGAGAGUGACUGUGGGGAAACAGGCUGGCCCCAGCAUGCCGCCAGCUCUGUGAUCAUAGAAGCGUGCUGGCUGCAAAGAUCGGCCAGGGCUCGCCUUCUGAUCUGGGGACACCAGGGCUCGAGGCGCUAAUCUGCUUUAUCAGCGAUUUCUCUCUCCUGACACAAAGGUGUUUACUUGUUUUAACAUCUCCCGGGACUCUAUUUCUCCUUUUGUGUGGUCUUUAUCCCCCGACGAGGGCUUUAGCCCAGAUUACAGACAGAAUUAAGGCAUUUGGCGAUGUGCCUCAGAACUGUGUGAUGCUGGAUCAAGGAGCAGAAAGUAACAAAAUAAUGGGGGGAGAUGAUGGGAGUGACCCCACUGCGGGAUCCGUGCUGUCGGCUUUCAGGACCGCUUCAUUGUCCUGAGAACCAAGAGGCUGUUGGAGAGGGGUGGCCGUGCAGCAGGGUUUGAAAAGCAGGUGCUUCAAGGUUUAUUGUGUCCGGCAUUUUUUAUUUGGAGGGUAUGAGGAGGAAGGCAUGGAGGGUUUGCAAUAAGCAGCUGGGCAGAUUGUCCCCUCCAAGAGUCUGCUAUGGCUGGGGGUUGCUGGCUGCUGGGCAAGUGGAGUGAUACUGGGGACGGGCUGUGCCAUGUGCCCGAUGGCAAUUUCAUAUGGCCCAGGGAAGGGUUUCAAGCUCCUUCUUGCAGUCUAGCAGGGUUUGCCCUCCCCAGGCAUCAUCCAUCUGAUUUGCUGCUGGUUCAGCACAUGAACAAGGAGCAGAGUGGUGUGGUGAGAAAGCAUCUGGCUUAGAGCUUUAUGGAGCUCUUGCUUUUGCUCUUCACAGCAAGUGGGGCAUUAAGAAGGAGAAGGGGGUCUUAAAAGAAAAGCUAGUCUUUGGAAAGUCAUUUCUGGAGCAGCCCUGCGGUGGUCACUCUUGACCUGUCAUGUUCAACCCCAGAGAACAGUGGUUGCGGUAGCCAGUGUAACUGGAGGGGAUUGAGGAGAGCAGCCAUGGCAGACUGGGCCAGGAGAGUCUGACUUGCCUGUGGAUCAGAGCUGUGUGUCAGAGAUGUGGGGAAAAAGCCCAGUGGGCAGUAUUUUGGACGGAGUCUGAGAUAGAUUGGGACUGACCAGGUAAGUGGCUGUUGCGCAAAAGUGCUGGAGUUCAACUAAGUUGAUAAUUGUCUUCCAUGGAGUACUGGUCACUUCUCCCAAGAAGAAUGAUCCUGUUCUGCUGGGGGUCAGUUGUGCCUGUCCUCUUACACUUGUGAUUCCCACUGGUCACCCUCCAUGACAAUUAGUGGCCGAACCAGCAGCAGAAGCUGGGGGAGGGAGAGGAAGACUGUGCAGGCUUCUGCAUUCUGUUAAACCACAGAAAUAAGAUCUAGGAGACUCCUGUGAUGCCAUCUCUGCUGUGGCCAGCUGAAUUGGAAGGGCACUUUGCUCUGAAUGACUCUUCCCCU
Pezoporus flaviventris is the source of this 2933-nucleotide messenger RNA. It is a transcript of the gene FBXW4, whose product is annotated as F-box and WD repeat domain containing 4. The record is from RefSeq and is a predicted model, not a curated record. The coding region runs from base 137 to 1219 and encodes 360 amino acids. The transcript is spliced from 7 exons. Gene Ontology annotation, cellular component: SCF ubiquitin ligase complex. Lineage: Eukaryota; Metazoa; Chordata; Aves; Psittaciformes; Psittacidae. Gene Ontology annotation, biological process: SCF-dependent proteasomal ubiquitin-dependent protein catabolic process. Gene Ontology annotation, molecular function: protein binding.